UCGUCUUACUCCGCAUCAGAUUCUGAUCUUCCAUCCUCGGGUUCGGCAUCAUCGGGAUCGACGGUUCGUCAUAGCAUGGACUCGACCAUCCGUCCUCCGGUCCAGGUGGCCGUCAUUCGAUGCCUGCGGUGCGCCAGAGCCGAAGAGAUUACGUCGACAGACGACCCCAGCUUGUCGGGCAUGGUCCAGAUUGGGACCAACAUUUACUACUGCCAGCGGUGUGCAAAGAUGGUCGGCUAC
Canariomyces notabilis is the source of this 240-nucleotide messenger RNA. RefSeq lists its product as uncharacterized. The record is from RefSeq and is a predicted model, not a curated record. Lineage: Eukaryota; Fungi; Ascomycota; Sordariomycetes; Sordariales; Chaetomiaceae. The annotation marks the transcript as partial. The transcript has a single exon.